AUGGCCUUUAAUCUUAAGUUCGCAAUGAUUGCGCUAUUGAUACAUCAUUCCAUAACAGCUUCUGCCUGUGCGCCCACAGCUAUAGUAGAACAGAAUGAAGGAGAAGGAGGGAAGUCUGAUGAUUCAGCAGAAGUCAAUAAGAGCGAGCUGCGAAAAAUGUGCUCAGCACGUUUCCCCGAAGGAAUGCCUAAUUAUGGUCGUGACCAUCAUCGAAGCCUUCAUCUUCAUCUUCAUCAUUAUCAUCAUCCAAGGUACGUGAUGUGGAGCGGUUUUCGAAUACGUUCGUAUGGUCGAGUGAUCAAAUUGAUCAAGGACAGGAUUGCCUCCGAGACCGCUUGUCAGUUAGUGGACACUUGA
This is a messenger RNA of Angiostrongylus costaricensis, 357 nucleotides long. NCBI's taxonomy places the organism in Eukaryota, Metazoa, Nematoda, Chromadorea, Rhabditida, Metastrongylidae. The record is from the annotation of a GenBank genome assembly.